GGUAUUCAGAGGGAUAUCAAUUGUCUUUCUGAGGAUAAUAAAUCUACCAGAAAAAGAGCAAUAGAAAAAAUCAGCAAGGAACUAAUAAAAAAGAAGCCGCCUUUAAACUCUGGUGUACUGCAAGAAUGUCUUGAGUCUAUUAUCAAGCCUGUGCUGAAGAUAUUCUCCGAUCCAUCUGAAAAAUGUCGAGAGCUGUCAAUACAAUUUGUUUUGGAGUAAGUCUAUUCCCCUAGUCUUUUCUUUUACUCUUUCUGCCAGUUAAAAAUCAAUUUUCUCAUGUUCAAUUAAACUGUGUAUGGAAUUUAUCACAGACCAUAGUAUCAUGAUAGUAGGCUGAGGCAGUUCUUAGAUUUUUUCAAAGUUUUGUCAUGUAUUUUAUAAAAUACAAGGGUGGUAGUAGCGAAGUAGUUGUAGUUCGCUACUGUAGCGAACUACAAUUUUCAAGUAGCCAGUAGUUUUUAACUACUUUUUCAAAACAGUAGCUGUAGUUAUAGCGAACUACAUUUUGCCUAAAAGUAGCCAAGUAGUUGACUACUUUUCAAACAGCAAAUCGCUAUUCGCUACUUUUUAAAAUUGUUAGCAACUUGAUAGAAUAGAAUGUUAUUAAGACACAGUUUGCUUAAAAUCAAUACUCAAUUUGCACAAAUAAAGUAUGCCGUGCAACUGUUCAAACUGUGCAAGUGCAUGCCGUCUUAUUUACUCGCGUAAGUCGAUUUGUUAUAGGUUACAUUACAGCCUGAGCUAUAGUAGAUGUUCCAUAUACAGUAAAAUUAAAAAAUAUUGAGUAGCGAAAUAGUUCGCUACAUUUUUUAAGCAGUAGUUGUAGUCAGUAGCGAACUACUUUUGUUCAAAAGUAGCAGUAGUUGUAGCUGACUACAUAUUUUUGAAGUAGCUGUAGUUAUAGCGAACUACAAAAAAAUUGUAGUCAACCCACCCUUGAUAAAAUAUGCAAUUCAAUUAUCGUAGUGCAUCAUCCUGUGUACAAGACAUGUCUGCGUUUCUACCAUACAUCAUUCCCACUUGUGUCCAACGCCUGGGCCAACAGGAAAUCAUUGAAACGUGUGAAGAAUUGAGAUUGCUAUUGCUGGAAUUAUUGAUUGCCUUGGUUGAAGUGUGUAGAGAAAAAAUGGCGAUGUACAUUGAUGAUCUGGUCAAAAUUUUACAGAAAACCAUUGCAGAUCCUUUUCAUCACGUCAAAAAGGUAAGAUGUUAA
Molecule: messenger RNA, 1213 nt
Organism: Paramuricea clavata
Lineage: Eukaryota; Metazoa; Cnidaria; Anthozoa; Malacalcyonacea; Plexauridae
Source: the annotation of a GenBank genome assembly